AUGACAGACAUCUUUAAUUUAACUGAAGUUCAACCAAAUCAAAAUCGUCAAAAAUUGGGCAAUCGACGACAUAUAUCUAUUGCUGUUCCACUUGUUGAUCAUUCUGAAUCGGCAAAAUUGCCGUACCCACCAAAGAUUAAACGCACAACCACAUUCCCUAUUUCCAAUCAUAGAACAUUAUCGCCAACAUCUAGAAGUUUACGUUCGCCAGUGCGCCCUACGACUCCCAAACGUUCGUCGAAUAUUAAAAAUAUCUAUCGUCAUGUUUCUAAAUCGAAGAAUACAUCAGAAGAUCAUGAAAUAUCAUCAGGUAGCUAUCAAAUGGAUCGUCAGGCCUUAUUAGCGCAAAUGCACCCAGACCUAUUGGCUACUCUUUCGGAAGACAGCGGUUCUACUAGAGCUGGUGCUGAAAGUGUCAGUAGCUUUGAUAGCGAAUCUAUAGCAAGUCGUUCAUCUCGCUCUAGAUUAGCUUCGCCAAAUUUUUCCAUGGUUAGCGAAGUGAUGGAUAAAGGGAUUGAUGAUGAUGGCCUUCCCUCUUCAUCUAUCCAAAAAUCGCACCGACGUAGUAUAGCUGUACCUAGUAACAAUAUUAAAUCGAAACAAGAAAAUAGAAGGGUAUCAUUGGCGUUUCCUAAAGCGGCCAAUUUAUUAAGUAGUAAAGCAAAGGGUAUUCUCUUUUUACAAUCUCGCCGGGCAUCAAUAAACCCUAAUAGACGUAAUCCAUCGUCACGACGUACGAGUAUGAAACCUUCGACGAGUAAUCUGUUUGAUAUCAGCACAACCGAUGGAAUUGAAGAACCACCGCCAUUAUCACCUAAAGAACGACCCCAUGUUUGCACGCAUUUAUCAUUGGAAGGGCAAUAUGUCUUAUUAAAAUGUUACGAAGAUGUACUUGUCAAUAAAUUAUCUAAAGUAUUUCCUGGUACAUGGAAAGAAUUAUUGCGUUGUCGAUCGCCUAGCUUAAGAGGUGACGAAACUAUCGAUCGAAAUGAAAUGCUGUGUACUGGUACAAAUCAUUUAGAUAAUAUGAACGAUAAAAGAAGCAACGAAUAUACGCAAGUAGAGGAAGAAAAUAACGAACUAGACGAUCUCUUUGGCAUUAGUAUAAUCAAAGGGAAAAAGGGAGGAAAUAGCUCGCGUAAAAAUCAAAGUAAACCAUCUUUGCCACUGCUUCAUGUUCCGAAGUGUAAAUUACAAUUAAGUUUACGUUUUCGUACAGCUACAGAUUUAUUAGAUGCUCUAAAAUUGGAUCCUAGCGAGCCGAUCCAGUGUCAGAAUAAAUUAAGUGAGAAGUGGAUUGAAAAUUUAGUUCAUCAUCCUUUAAAACAUUUUUCAAAAUGGUCAAACACAUGGCAAACCGACUUUGCAUUUCAAAGUGCUCCAAGCGAACAAUUAAUGUUGCAAAAUAAAUAA
This is a messenger RNA of Trichoplax adhaerens, 1413 nucleotides long. RefSeq lists its product as uncharacterized. Lineage: Eukaryota; Metazoa; Placozoa; Uniplacotomia; Trichoplacea; Trichoplacidae. The coding region runs from base 1 to 1413 and encodes 470 amino acids. The transcript has a single exon. The record is from RefSeq and is a predicted model, not a curated record.